Cyprinodon tularosa is the source of this 1885-nucleotide messenger RNA. RefSeq names its product PLAC8 like 1 (gene plac8l1). The record is from RefSeq and is a predicted model, not a curated record. The coding region runs from base 153 to 680 and encodes 175 amino acids. Lineage: Eukaryota; Metazoa; Chordata; Actinopteri; Cyprinodontiformes; Cyprinodontidae. The transcript is spliced from 4 exons.
AUCUUAGUCACGCAGCUUCUGGCUGAGCCAUCUGACUGCUGGUUUAUCUGUUCCAACACAAAGCCUCUCACCCGGAUAGUGUCACUUUGGCUCCUCUCCUGCUGACUCCUGACUCCACUCUCUUCUAAAGGAGCUGCUGGAAGAACCAAGUCAUGGAGGAGACGACAGCUACUGACCAAGCAGAGCUGGCGGUUUCCAAUGUGUCACCGUUAAUGAGCCAAGAUGAGGAAGAGGAAGACUUAAGCAUCCAAAACGACGAUCCCCCGAGGUCAGAUAAAGUUCCUGUGACGAUAGACCCAGUGCUAACUCAGCCUGGUCCGGCCAUGGCUACAACCACCAUCACCACCGUCACACAGAUGGGGGGAGACUGGAGCACGGGGCUUCUUGAUGUAUGCGGAGACAUGACAACAUGUAUUCUUGGAGCACUGGUGCCAUGCUUCUUAGACCUGAGUUUAGCCCACCAGUAUGGGGAGUGUCUGUGUCUGUCCCUCCUACCAGGAUCCACUUUAGCCCUCAGGGUUGGAAUUAGGGAGCGUUACAAAAUACGAGGAAGUGUUUGUGAGGACUGGAGUGCAGUGUGCUGCUGUUACCCUCUGGCUGUAUGUCAGAUGAUAAGAGAGAUGAAGCACAGGAUGAAGACCCAGACAUAUCAUGUGUCUACAGCAGUAGAGUCCUUGUGAUGAAACAGUUGACUGUAACCUUGUCCUUUGCAUGACAUUUCAACAUGGAUCAGCUAAUAUAACAGAGAUUAGCAUAAGUCUAUAGUAGCAAAUGACUUGAACCUUUGAAACAUUCUAUAUUAUCCAACACAAUGUCCAGAUUUCAUUCUUUUAUAUAAAAACAAAUAUUUCAACAGCUGUUUGAGUAAAGUAUAUCAUUAAUAAUAUACCAUUACUUUUAUAAUAUAAAUAAUAUUGUGGCAACAUCUGAAAUCAGAUGAAAAGCAGGUGUGAAGAUAAAGCGUUUUUUUUUUCACUUCCAUUAGACAUCAGAAAAGCUCUAAACAUGUCAUGCAAGAAUAAACUUAACACACAGACAAAUAGAAAAGGUAGGUGACUGCCCUACAAAGACAUGCCUCUGUUACUGUUUGUCAUCUUAGCUGAAAUUUUAACCCAUUUUUCAAUAAAUUAUUUCACUUCAGUCAUUAUUUUCGUACUGGACUAGGAUUAUGCCUUUAAACCUCUAUAAAACACAUGUAACAUACAAUUUAAAUGCUUAAAAAUUUGCUUAUUUAAUUUGGUCAUUGUUGAACUUUCGCUAGCACAUAACAAUGGUUUCUAAAAGCUGUUUCUUUAAUUUAUUUUUCUUUUUUUAGUCCCUGAUGAAUGAAAAUGACAGUCUUUAUUUUUGCAUGCCGUCUAGUUUGCCAGAAAGUCAGAAGUGCUCCAGCUUGAGAAUUUAGAUCAUUAUUGUAGCGCAGGGUUGCUCAGUUAGGGUCCUCGAGGUCCUGUGUCCUGCACCUUUUAGACGUGUCUCUGCUUUCACACACCUGAAUCACAUCGCUUAAUUACCUCCUCAGUAUGCUGUCAAGUUCCCCAGAGUCCUGCUGGUGACCUGAUCAUUUGACUCGGGUGUGUUGAAGCUGGGACACAUGUAAAAGAUUCAGGACACCGCAUGUUGAGGACUGGAACAUAGGAGCCCUGUCCUCGAGUCUUAUUUAAAACAUAAAGAUUUAUCACAUUGAUCCUAGAACACUAUUAAAUAUGCCUCCAAAAUGUUAGCUGUUGGGAAAUAUUUUUAAAAUUAAGGGUGUAAUUUUCCCAUUUUGUUAAUAUAAACAUGCAUUUAUGUGAAAAGACAAGUUGUAAUAGGCGUUAAAAAUGAAAUGACUGAAAUACUCAAACAGGAAGUGCUUUUAUCCUGAAGGGCCAGAAGUGACUUUGUA